UAUCGUUUAAUGGCAACAAAAAGGUUGACCCGAUGUUGAUCUCUCCCGAGGGCGCGGCAUAAGAGGUUCAGAGAAGAAGAGCGUGGAGGGAGGAAGAAGAGAGGAGAUGGAGGAGGCGAAUGGGGUGGUGAAGCACGUGCUCCUGGCCAAGUUCAAAGACGACAUCUCACCGGAGCAGGUGGAGAAGCUCAUCAAGGGCUACGCCAACCUCGUUUCCCUCGUCCAACCCAUGAAAGCCUUCCACUGGGGAAAGGACGUGAGCAUAGAGAAUAUGCAUCAAGGAUUCACUCAUGUGUUUGAAUCAACUUUUGAAAGUGUGGAAGGCAUAGCCGAAUAUAUUGCACAUCCUGCUCAUGUUGAAUUUGCUGAUGAGUUCUUGCCUGCACUAGAGAAGGUCAUUGUUAUUGAUUACAAGCCGACCAUAGUCACUCAAUGAUGGGAGCAUCCAGGUCCUUGAGUCCUGGGUAUAUAUGCUCAGCUUGUUAAAAACUUGUACUUGAUGUGACGUGCAAUGAUUCUAUGCACCGUGCAAAUCUUAAAUUCUACUGUAUUUCAUGUUGAUGUCUGGUUUCAUCUCCAAGCUAAAUUUGGUGUCUCGCACCAUAUUUCAACUAAAUGUUUCUAAACCAAG
Molecule: messenger RNA, 631 nt
Organism: Elaeis guineensis (African oil palm)
Lineage: Eukaryota; Viridiplantae; Streptophyta; Magnoliopsida; Arecales; Arecaceae
Product: stress-response A/B barrel domain-containing protein HS1
Biological process (GO): pollen tube adhesion
Source: RefSeq, a predicted model, not a curated record